AUGACUAGCUGGACCAGAGCCAUCCAUCCCUAUCCGACACCUCCACGAUCUCCCCCGAAUGGCUUGUUGGAAGCCGCAGGCGAGUCUCCGAUAACCGUCAUCGCUUCGUCUCGAGCGGUCCGGUCUGGAAGACUUUCCGCGGCCACAAUCGUCAUAUCCAAUGCCACAGGCAAAAUCACUGCGACCUUUGAUUCGAUCGUCCCUGCGUCCGAUUUCCCUCCCAAUACUCCAUAUACAGACUACUCACCGCAUAUACUCCUGCCAGGCUUGGUGGACGCCCAUGUCCACCUCAACGAGCCAGGCCGAACAGAAUGGGAGGGAUUCUACACGGGGACGCAGGCCGCCGCGUUUGGCGGAGUUACGACAGUGGUGGACAUGCCAUUGAACGCUGUACCGCCCACGACCACAGUGGCAGGGCUGCAGGAAAAGAUCAAAGCAGCACAAGGCCAAUGCUGGGUUGACGUUGGCUUCUACGGAGGCAUCGUCCCUGGCAAUGAGCGAGAACUGAAGGCUCUAGUCAGAGAAGGAGUAAGGGGGUUCAAGGGAUUCCUCAUCGACAGCGGCGUCGAGGAGUUUCCUGCAGUCUCAUCCACCGACAUUCAAAAGGUCUUCGCUGAAUUAGCAGAUGAGCCUACGACUGUCAUGUUCCAUGCAGAGAUGAUACCGCCCAUUGCAGACUCUGUCGGAGACGACGUCCAGAUCUCACUUCCUCCUUUGCAGCCCCACGGGCCGCUGAAUGCUUACAACACCUUCCUUGAGUCGAGACCGCCCUCCUUUGAGACCUACGCCAUCGAAGAGAUUCUCUCCUUGGCCCACCUUGCGCCGAACUUACCACUGCAUAUUGUCCACUUGUCAGCGAUGGAAGGAAUUCCGCUGUUGAGGAAGGCACGUGCGCAAGGUAUCAAUAUCACAGCCGAAACAUGUCCGCAUUAUUUGUCCCUGGCAGCCGAACAGGUUGUAUUGGGUGACACUCGACACAAAUGCUGCCCACCGAUUCGGACUCAGUCGAAUCAAGAUAAUCUCUGGGAAGAGUUGAAGCAGCAUGCGCUUGAAGGCGUGAUCAAGACGGUGGUCUCGGAUCAUUCUCCUUGUACACCUGAUCUCAAGAUCCUCCCUUCCCACAUCCCGGGCCAUAUCUCUCAACCAAAAGAUAGCGUCAGGUCAUUACAAUUAGAGACCGACCGAGGCGACUUUUUCUCCGCAUGGGGAGGGAUUUCAUCUGUGGGGUUAGGGCUACCCAUCCUGUGGACAGAAAUGUCUCGCCGCGGCUUGAUUGGGCCGGACAGCGCCAUCACCGACGUGGUGACUUGGUGCUGCACCAAUACUGCUUCACAAGUCGGUCUGGAAAAGCAGAAAGGUGAUCUUGCCGCCGGAUUUGAUGCCGACAUCUGUAUAUUUGACGAUACAAAGGAGUGGAUUGUUGAGCCUAGCACGAUGCUGUUCCGGAACAAAUGCUCCCCGUAUCAAGGGAAAACCAUGAUCGGGCAGGUCAAAGAGACGUGGUUAAGGGGGAGACGGGUGUUCGUGAGGGAUGGGUCUAACAACGGGUUUGUCGGCAAGGAAUGCGAGGGGAAGUUGUUGCUGGAGCCAAGGAUGAAAGAGUUGAAGAAGGUGAAGAGUUGGUUCCGCAGGUGGAUUUAUGAUUUCGACGGAUGA
Cladophialophora psammophila CBS 110553 is the source of this 1656-nucleotide messenger RNA. Its product is annotated as allantoinase. Lineage: Eukaryota; Fungi; Ascomycota; Eurotiomycetes; Chaetothyriales; Herpotrichiellaceae. Gene Ontology annotation, molecular function: zinc ion binding; allantoinase activity; cobalt ion binding. The record is from RefSeq and is a predicted model, not a curated record. Gene Ontology annotation, cellular component: cytoplasm. Bases 1 to 1656 code for a protein of 551 amino acids. The transcript has a single exon. Gene Ontology annotation, biological process: purine nucleobase catabolic process; allantoin catabolic process.